GUGAGGCUCAAAUCGUUGAGAAGCAGUACCGUGGUGGAGCCAUCUCCAGAAAGCGUCCGGCCGCCCACAUAUCUUCUUGAAGAUGGACCGGCAGCAGCUGGAGCAUGCUUUGUCGCAGGCCAGGGCCGCCGGCAAUGGUGGUGGAGGUGCCGGAGGAGACCGUGGACGCGGAGCCGGUGGUCGUGGCCAGACUCCCCAGAACGAUGACGCCAACCUGCUCACCAUGAUCGUCAGGGACCACCUGUACAUCAGACAGGACAUGGGGCCCGUUGCCGACAGAGUGCAGUUGGCAGUCUUGUUCAAGACCAACGAGGAGAGUGAAAAAAUGACAGCUUGUGUGGAACAGUGGAAAGCAAAGCUCCCGGAGAACACCGGCCCGAAGGGCAAGAAGGCUCGCCAGGGCGAUUCGGACGCGAUGGCUACCGACAGUGGUGCUGCGGGCUCGGCGCCGGCGCAGGGUGGCACAAAGCAUCCUUUCGGCCCGAAGAAGGUGUUCCUCCUCUUCACGUUGUUCGCGAGGCUCGAGGAGAUCCUUCAGGCGGUGACUCCGGCAGAGGGCCAGCCAUUGACCGAUGGCCUGAAGCAGCAGGGCCUUGCCGUGCUCAAGGGCUUUAAAGACCUCGGCCAGACCAAGCUUGACACAUACUUCACCGGCUUCUCCCCGAAGAUUCCCACGAUGAAGAAAGAUUUUACUUGGCUGUGGGUGCUAACAAUCAACCAGACUCUCAUUCCGCCAGAGAUCAAGAGCCACCUGGUGGACCUCAUCUCGCUCACGGCGCUCAAAGAGUUUGGCAUCAAGAUUGAAGUGAAGCGCUCUGUGCAGGGCAAGCCGGAGGCGGACCUCUGGACAGCCCUCCGGGGGCGCCCUAGAGCGUGAGAAGGGCGAGAGCCGGGCCGGCCGCGGUGCUGAGGUCGAAUACCGGCCUGGUGGGCACCACCAGCCCCCCUAAAAGCGGGGGGGGCUGGCACGAGUCUGGCAUGGACACGGGCCGGCUGCCCGGUCCCGGGAGGCAGGGCAGCUGGCCAUUUUUAUUCUUUCUCGUGAUGUGUAUGGAGCUUUCUACCCAGAGGGUUGGCACAAAUGUAUCAUCAUGUUCUUCCUUGCCAAGGGUGUGGUUGGG
Messenger RNA from Prorocentrum cordatum, 1121 nucleotides. Lineage: Eukaryota; Dinophyceae; Prorocentrales; Prorocentraceae. The record is from the annotation of a GenBank genome assembly.